Molecule: messenger RNA, 818 nt
Organism: Acanthoscelides obtectus
Lineage: Eukaryota; Metazoa; Arthropoda; Insecta; Coleoptera; Chrysomelidae
Source: the annotation of a GenBank genome assembly
UGUUAGAUUGCAUGAAUCACUUCAUUUAGUCAUUGAUGCAGUAAACCGAAUUCGAAGCAACGCGUUGAAUACGCGGUUAUUUGUGUGAAGAUAAUGACGAACACUUUCAUCAAUUACUCCUUCACACUGAAGUACGCUGGCUGUCGGAAGGCUUAUGUUUGACAAGAUUUUUUGCACUUUUUGAGACUAUUUUAGAAUUCCUGGAUACUAAAGAUAACAUUUUAAAAGAAAAUUUAAUGAAGAGGAAAACACACAUCGCCUAUUUAACAGAUUUGUUUACAAAAUUUAAUAUGGUUAAUUUGCCAUUACAAGGCGACAGUUUAAAUUUGAUUAAAACAAAGUCCAUCUUAUCAGCGUUUCUUGCCAGAGUUAAACUAAUGAAGCAAAAUACUGGACGGAGCGAAUUUUCUCAGUUCCCCAAUUUGUCAAAGACAAGCUGCCAGGAAGACGACGUUUCAACUUACGUUCAACAUUUAAAUGUCCUCUAUUCAGAUUUUGAAUCUAGGUUUGAGGAUAUUUUGACUAUGGUAAUACCACCGUGGAUAAUUAAUCCAUAUGGUGACAUAGAAGAAGCGAAUGUCAUAAUACAAGAGGAACUGACUGAACUAAGUACAAAGGAAGAACUUAAGGUUCAGUUUAAAAACGGAUAUGAGCAAUUCUGGCUGCAAAACAACAUACCCGUUACUUAUCCCGUAUUAUGGAAUCUAGCGAGGAAAUUUUUAAUUUUCUUUCCAUCCUCAUACCUAGUGGAAAGGGGGUUCAGCGCUGUUACGAAUCACCUAACGAAAAAAAGAAACAGACUGGACAUCAUUAGCUGA